Molecule: messenger RNA, 2548 nt
Organism: Oncorhynchus mykiss (rainbow trout)
Lineage: Eukaryota; Metazoa; Chordata; Actinopteri; Salmoniformes; Salmonidae
Gene: syt6b
Product: synaptotagmin VIb
Biological process (GO): calcium-ion regulated exocytosis
Cellular component (GO): plasma membrane; exocytic vesicle
Molecular function (GO): calcium-dependent phospholipid binding; SNARE binding; clathrin binding
Source: RefSeq, a predicted model, not a curated record
AGCCUGAGAGGCAAAGAGAGAGCAAGAAUAAGAGGAGAGCGGGAAGUUGCAUCUAUUUUUCAUGCAGCACCAUCACCAUCACCAUCCCUCUUCUGCCUUAGCUUUUCCCCCACUUUACUUCUCUGGUCCUGGAUGAGAGCUAAAGACUGUGUGGGACUCAGGCUCACAGAGGAGAAUGAGUUCUGCGGAGGAGAGAGAGGACCAUGAUAUGUACUGUGAGAAGGCGGUAGCCCUCAUCAUUGACCUCUGUCUGGACGACAGCCCACUGUUGCAGCCCAAUACCUGCCAGGACUUCAUCACACUGCUAGCCACCAACCAGAACCCAAACUCUGCAGGGUCAGAUCUCUCCUUCAGCCUCCUACUCCUGGUGUUUGUGGCCUGUGGCCUGGGCCUGCUGAGCGUCAUCGUCUUUGCCUCCUGGAAGCUGUGCAGGGUGCACUGGCGCACCAAGGACCUCUCCUCCAGUGCCACUGCCCUCGCCCCCCCCUCCUCUGCCUCUGACAGACCCUACGUCAGAGCCUUGCCCGCACACGGCCACAGGCCUAAGCUCGUACACGCACACACGCACACACACGCCAUGGCGUCGGACAAGCUGAAUCCUUUGGACCCGGCAAGUUUCCUAGAGGCAGCUGUGAAGAUCAGCCACACGUCACCUGACAUCCCUGCCGAGGUGCAGCUGUCCAUGAAGGACCACUUCCUGCGGCGCACGCGUAUGUCCAGGCAGACCACCGAGCCCAACUCCUCCAAUAGGCACAGCUCCUUCAAGAAGCACCUCCCCCGACAAAUGCACCAUGUCACCAGCCUUGACCGAGGCAGCGACUUCCCCUAUUCAGAGGACCAAUCCACCAGCCUAGCCAGUUUGGGCCGCAUCCAGCCAGAGCUCUACAAACAGAGCCCACUGGAGGCCGACGAGUCCUCCAAGAACUGCGCCGCCGCCAAGACCUGUGGUAAGAUCAACUUCUCCCUCAAGUACGACUACGAGUCUGAGGCUCUCCUCGUCAACAUCCUCAAGGCCUUCGACCUGCCCGCCAAGGACUUAUGUGGCAGCUCCGACCCCUACGUCAAAAUCUACCUCCUGCCUGACCGCAAGCGCAAGUUCCAGACCCGCGUCCAUCGCAAGACGCUCAACCCCAUGUUUGAUGAGUCCUUCCAGUUCACCGUGCCCUACGAGGAGCUGGGCAGCAGGAAGCUGCACCUGAGCGUAUUUGACUUUGACCGCUUCUCCCGCCACGACAUGAUCGGAGAGGUCAUUCUGGAGAAUCUGUUUGAGGUGUCGGACCUCUCCCGUGAGAUGGCCAUCUGGAAGGAUAUUCAGUACGCCACCUCUGAGAGUGUAGACCUGGGGGAGAUCAUGUUCUCUCUCUGUUACCUGCCGACCGCAGGCCGACUCACCAUGACCGUCAUCAAGUGCAGGAACCUCAAGGCCAUGGACAUCACAGGAUACUCAGACCCAUAUGUCAAGGUCUCCCUGGAGUGUGACGGACGGCGCUUGAAAAAGAAGAAAACCACCAUCAAGAGGAACACUUUGAACCCCACCUAUAACGAAGCUAUCAUCUUCGACAUCCCCCCUGAGAACAUGGACCAAGUCAGCCUGCACAUAUCCGUCAUGGACUAUGACUUGGUGGGACACAAUGAAAUCAUAGGUGUAAACAGAGUGGGCAGUCAUGCAGAGGGACUGGGCAGAGACCACUGGAACGAGAUGUUAGCCUAUCCACGCAAGCCCAUCGCUCACUGGCACUCUCUACUGGAGGCAAGCAAGUCUCAGAAAGAGUGGAAAACCCGCACUGCAAGUUUUGACAGCCAAGGCUCUUGCCCUUCUCCAAGACUCCUGUCUAGUCCAUGAGGGAGGAGCUAGAGUUUAUACUCCACGACUCUACAAAGCCUGCCCUGUAGCAAGGCCUGAAAUAUGGAGUGUCUCAGACCCAGACCCACACAUGUUGUGCCUCAGAAUAUGUAAAGUGCAGUAAAUUGCUCUGGAAUGACAUUAUCUCGCCAUCACACACCCACACACAUACACAAACACAUUUAUCUUGUGCCCUCUUGGACAGCCACUUUGUCAUGGUACGUAUAGCCUAGUGUAUACUGGGUCUGGUGGGAUCAUUGUUAUUGCAACAAUAGUUUUGCAGUUGAGCUCAGCCUGGUUUGGUUAUACACCUGAGGUUAACAUCUUUGUAUAUAUGUAAUGCCCUUUGAUACUGACAUCAAUAAUAGCACUGUAUUUAGAAUCACAUAUUUAUGAUAUUAUCAACAUGUCUAUCCCCCUGAAUUUACUUUUCUGUUUCAAUUGUUACCUGUGAAGUGUUUGCCAAUAGUCUCUUGUUCAGGCAAUGUCAUGUACUUUGUUGAGGGAGUUGGCUUGACCUUUGACCCCUUUGCCUCAUUAGCCUUGUGAUAAGUGCUUGAAUCAAUGACUUUCCUCUGUUUUUUCCAAGCAAUUUAGAGUAUCUUUCCACUUUUGUAUUGAACAUGUGUAUUUGUAACAUAACUGUUUCCUUGUAUUUUAAAGAAGUGAUAAUAAAGUUGUCGAUUCUGGUUCUAACAUUCCAAA